Messenger RNA from Kazachstania africana CBS 2517, 774 nucleotides. RefSeq names its product Dse2p (gene DSE2). Bases 1 to 774 code for a protein of 257 amino acids. The record is from RefSeq and is a predicted model, not a curated record. NCBI's taxonomy places the organism in Eukaryota, Fungi, Ascomycota, Saccharomycetes, Saccharomycetales, Saccharomycetaceae. The transcript has a single exon.
AUGUCCAAUUUAAUUAAAUUUAUUUCUACCAUUUUCCUUUUAUUUUUCCUAACUGACGCUUCCGAUGUUAGAAUGUUUACUUCUGAUGGUGUUGUAUACAGUUACAAAGUUGUCACGAGUACUAUAAAACCCGCUACAGUAAUCGUCCUUACUUCUUCUUAUACUACUACUAUUGUGAGAAAAACUACUUUGGCAAACUCUCAAGUUGCAACUACCACAGAAGAAAUCACAACUGAAACUACAAUUACAUCCUCAUCCACUAGGAGCACAGCUACUCCUACUACGGCUACCAGUAUUUCUUCUUCACCUGAAUCAUCCAGUGUCGCUUCUUACAAAAGUUCUCCAAGUGUUCUGACCCCUACAACUACUGCUAAAACUUCCAUAAUUGCUUCUUCUACAUCCAUCAAAGCUGCUACUACUUCUUCCACAUCUAUCAAUGCUGAUACUACUUCUUCUACAUCUACCAAUGCUGUCACUAGUUCUUCUACAUCUACCAAUGCUGUCACUAGUUCUUCUACAUCUACCAAUGCUGUCACUAGUUCUUCUACAGUUACGAAUGCUGCCACUAGUUCUACCGCCCCAAGUCAAACCGCCUCCACUGCUAUUUUGACUACAAGUGUCGAUUCUGUCGGAGGUACGUGCUAUGUCUACUACGAAGACGAUGAAGAUGAUGCUUAUUAUAGCACAGUAUACAUCACCGAUGCUACCCAAUCUGUCGAUGCUGCAACAACAAUAACGAGUACAAGAACGGUACAAGCUACUGUGGUGGUUUAA